AUGGGCAGGUAUCUGGAGAACUUCACCCCUCUGGUGGUUUGGGACUUCCCCCCAGAACAACUCCAGGACCCUGAUAAAGCAGUGGAAUAUUUGAACGGGAAAUGUUGUGGCUGUUCUGGAGAGGCACAGCUCACCCCAUGGUGCUGGGCCCUGGCCAGUAUCUACCAAACAUGGCUCGGUAUUGAGCAGCACCCUCAGGAGAGAGAGAGGGAAACCAGACCAAUAGAAAUCGUGGCUACUACGCCCCCUGGCAGGCUCUGCGGCUACCGCAAUGUGACUUCGUUAAGGUCCGCGCUGCUGGGGAUUUGUGAAUCUGAGUCGUUCAACCCAGGACAACACCCCAGGACAUGGUCUGCUCUCCUGGCUACCAGGACACUCUAUGACGCGCCGCUGACUCCUCUUGAGCCGGCCGCCGACCCACACCCCUGUAAACUAAACCAUUUCAUGAUCGCUGUGGCCAAGACAGCCACCCGCCAUCCCAUCUCCCACAAGUCCUCCGCUCACAAAGAACAGGCAAUGCAGACGGGCUCUGAGGUCUCCUACUCUGUGGUCAUGCUCCAUGAGGUCAUUAAGCUCGAGAAGUGGGCAUGGUUGAACCUCACAGGGUUCAACAAGGUUAAGUGCAGGGUGCUGCACCUGGGUCAUGGUGUGAGCCGGCAUUUCUCACAAUUUGGGGGCUCGUCUGGGAUCUGCACUCCUGUUCCUGCGAGACGGGACAGCAAAGAGGGGAAGGCGCGCCCUGCUGAUUUCAGCGGUCUCCAACCUACUGUCUCGUCCCGUGAGGAGCAGCGGGUCCUAUCCGGACAGAGGACUCCCGAAGCAAAGAAGGGGAAAAAGAAGGAUUGGAUUGACAGGAUUAAGUUACGCGCAGCAGCCGAUAAUUUCUGUGCACGGGACCCGGCCCUCACUGCUCUUCUUGUCCCCGCAGGGCCCCACUCCUUGCAGUACUUUAAUGUCGUGGUGUUGGAACCCAGCCCCGGGGUGCCCGAGUUUGUGGAAGUGGGGUUCCUGGAUGGGACCCUCAUCUCGCGCUACGACAGCGAGACGGGGAGGACUGUGCCCCGGGCGGACUGGAUGGCGGCCAACCUGGACCAGCAGCACUGGGACACCCAGACCUGGAUCUCACAGAGGAAUCACCGGGUUGCCCGUGUGGACCUGGAGACAGUGCAGGGCAGCUACAACCAGAGCGGGAGGGCUCACAUGCGGCAGGAAAUGUACGGCUGUGACCUCCUGGAGGAUGGUCGCACCAGGGUGUAUUGGCAGAUCGCCUACGAUGGGAGGGACUUCAUCACCUUCAACAUGGACACGAUGAUGUUCACCACAGCGGAUAUGGUGGCACAAAUCACCAAGAGGCAGUGGGAGGAGGACGGGACUGUCGCUGAGCAGUGUAAGCACUACCUGGAGAACACCUGCAUCGAGUCAUUGAAGAAAUUUGUGAGCUACGGUCGGGCUGUGCUGGAGAGGAAAGAGCGCCCCACGGUGCGAGUGUCGGGGAAGGAGGCCCACGGGAUCCUGACCUUGCACUGCCGCGCUUACGGCUUCUACCCGCGGCCCAUCACCGUCAGCUGGCUGAAGGACGGGGAGGUCAGGGACCAGGAGACGGAGCGUGGGGGCACCGUGCCCAACAGCGACGGCACCUACUACACCUGGGCCUCCAUCGAGGCCAACCCGGGGGAGAAGGACAAGUACCGGUGCCGCGUGGAGCACGCCAGCCUGCCCGAGCCCCAACUCUAUGCGUGGGAGACGGAGUCCAACCUGGUGGCCAUCGUGGCGGGGGUGGCUGUUGCUGCAGUCCUGGUUGUCGCUGCCAUCUGUGGAUUCAUCAUGUGGAAGCAGAAGUCAGAGAUGAAGAAGGGCUACGGCGUGGCGUCAGGCACGGACGGGGGCUCUGACUCCUCGGCCAAAGGGGUCGUCUCCCGACGGCUGUCAGAGGGACCGGCGUGUGGAUGGAUUCGGCCCCUGCCCUCUCAUCCACUGGAGGCAGAGAGGGGCUGGGGGGAGCUGGGAGAUGAUGGCAGAGAGAGCUUGUCCCCCUGCCCCCCCUUGCCCCACUGUAUCAUCUCCCGACGGCUUGACCAGGAGGAGGACACUUUGAGGAAGUGA
Molecule: messenger RNA, 2103 nt
Organism: Calidris pugnax (ruff)
Lineage: Eukaryota; Metazoa; Chordata; Aves; Charadriiformes; Scolopacidae
Exons: 12
Coding region: 1-2103 (700 amino acids)
Biological process (GO): immune response
Cellular component (GO): external side of plasma membrane
Source: RefSeq, a predicted model, not a curated record